UCUUCUGGCAACACUGCAAGGUGCAAGGACAUCAAGAUGGGUUAGAUUGGGUUAGAAAUUUAUAAAGAAAGGAGUACAAACAUGUCGCAUUGGAAUGGUGUUUCAGAUUCCGGAAUUUUACGAAAAACUCUCCCUAUAGAAAAUCACGAUGAACUUCUAGUUUUUGGAUACGCAUGUAAACUGUUUAAAGAUGAUGAAAAAGCAAUCUUUAUUGAUCAAGGCAAACACCUUAUUCCAUGGAUGGGAGAUGAAAAACUCAAAGUUGAUAGGUAUGACUGCAGAGGAGCAAUAUCAGAUCUCAGCAAGUAUGAAGCUAGUAAAGAGGGUUAUGAUGCUACUAGAUGGCUAGGGCUGAGCGAAAAGGAAAGACAACUGGAAGAACUGUGUGAUAAUGAGAGAUAUUAUUCCUUGAAAAUGAAUGAAGAGGAGGAAGAGAUGUAUAAAGAAGAGGAUUUGAAAAGGAAAAAGACCAAUGCUAUCCAAUAUAGCUAUGAUGUUCCUCAAAAUCCAGAACUGAAGAAUGAUGGUAUACCAACUGUACCAGAAGCAGAUGAAAUUGAUGAAGAAUAUACUCCUCCACCUAUUCUAGAUGUACCUGUAGAUAUAGAGAUGCCAGCAACUGUGAAAGAAAAUGCAAGAAUAGAGAAGACAGCACUAUUUGUUUGCAGACAGGGCCUACAAAUGGAAAUCCUUAUCAAAGCCAAGCAGGCAGAUAAUCCUCAGUUUUCAUUCCUGAAUCAGGGAGAUCCUCUCUAUAAGUUUUAUAGACAUGUUUUGGCUGCAUUCAAGAAUGGCAGGUAUCAGGGAUAUGUAGCUAACACAAAUAAAAAGGGUGAAGAAAUGAAUAAUUCUGCAGAUCAAGACACCAGCGGCCAUUACUUGCAUCCUAGUUUGUCGUCCAAUCCCGAAUCGGAACCCCCCACAGCGGUAACAGUACCACAAAUCCAGUACAAGCCCUCCAUCAAUUGCUCGUACUCACAGCUGGUGAAUCGCAUCCAGGGAAGUCAGAACGAUGGCGGGGAAGUCCAGAAGACCGCCAAUCCAGACUUCUCACAAAUGACGUACGAGCAGCAGCAGCAGUACUACCAUUACUACUACGCUCAGCAGUACUACGAGUACUACAAGCAGAUGGCGGUGUACCAGCAAGGGCAGGGCGGAACUCCAGGUCAGUUCGUCCCUCCGCCGGACAUCCCGAACCUCGACCCGAACAUGCAGGCCUACAUCCAACAAAUAGCCUAUCAGCAGUACCUGCAGCACCAGUCCAACAGCAGCAGUUCAUACGCCCAAAUCAUCUCGAACAUAAGCAAAGACGGCACCGCCUACACGCCCCAGUUGGCUCAAACGACUCAAUUGUCUCAAACGACUCAAUCAGCUCAAACGCCUCAAACGGAAAAAGCUCUUGUUGUCUACGGCCCAGAGGCCAGACCGCCAGAAGACGAGCGAAAAGUGACCAUAGUCAAGGACAAGCCCGAGGUUGUGGUCAACAAGCCGCUGUUGUCUCUGGCUGAUUAUAGUUCAGCGUCGGACAGCGAAUCUGAAGAUGAUUCGGACGAGGAGAAACCACCGGUACAGGAGGAGAAAGAGGUGUACAAGGUACCGACCGGCGAAAUGCUAGCGGUCAUCGACAAAAUGGCGGUGUACGUGUCGAAGAAUGGGGAGCAGUUCGAGGAGAUCGUGAGGGCUAAGAAGGAUCCGAGGUUCGAGUUCUUGAAUGGCGAUAACGAGUUCAAUAGGUACUACAGGGAGAAGAUGAAGGAAUUGAAGGGGGAGAUUAGUGCAGAAGAAGAAGGGGACAAGAAAAAGGAGGAUGGGAAGGCAAUUAACGAAGUUGAGAAGGAUGAGAAGAAGGUAGAUGAAGAACAUGUCGAGGAAGUUAAGGUGGUUAAGAAGGAGAGGAAAGUUAUUGCACCUGUGAGUUUUUCAAUAAAGAAAGCCAAAGAAGAUCACCCUAAAGAAUUGAAGAGCGCACUGCCGGUGGAAGAGAGCGACGAUGAGGAAGAAACAGAAGUGAAACCGACUACAUCGGCCGCUCUUCCAAUCACAGAAACUUCUGCAGCAACCACAGAUAAUACGUCAAAACUUCCCCUGACUUCGGUCUUGAUGAAGUUCUCUGAGAAUCAGAAGAAAAUUGAACAAGAGAAACCGAUCGAUAGGGAAACUCCGGAAAAAGAUGAAAGUAGCACGGUUACUACUGCUGAAAUUGAAGUGUCAGAAAAUAAUGAAGAUGCGAAGACAAAUAAACAAAAACAAGAGAAGAAAGUGGAGAAGAAAAUUUUGAUAGACGAUGAUCCUAUUUUCGAACUAAUUGAAUUGACAGACGAUAUAGAUGACGACAGAAAGGAUAAUCACGCAGACGACAAAAUAAAAGUCAAAUCAUCCGAUAACGCCAAAGAAAAAAUAACUUCCGCUGCCAGAGAAAGAGCUUUACAGUUGGAAAGAAAGAGAAAAGCAGCCGCUUUCCUCAAACUCAAAACGGCCGGCAGCAAUUCCGAAAAAACAGAGCUACCCUCCUCCGCCCCAGAAAAAGAGACGCACAGUAGACGGGUUUCGAUAGAAAUCAUCGAAAUUGACGACGAAAGCCCUCCCAAACAGGAUUUGCUCAGAGACAGAAGCAAAUCCAUAGAGAGAAGUUAUUCGAUAGACAGAGAUAGAAGCGAUUCGAGAGAGAGGAGUAGAGAUGGUAAAAGGAAGAAGACCAAGAAGAAAGAGAAGAAGCAUAAAAGCAGGGAGAAGAGAAGGAGGAGCGAUAGCGUGGAGGACGAGGAAGAAGAGAAUUCGAGGAGGAAGGAUGAGGAGAGGAGGGACAGGAAAAAGAAAUCGCACAAAAGAAAACAUUCGAAGACUAAAAAGAAAUCUAAGAAACGUCAUAAACACUCGGAUUCUGAUGACUCAAAUGAUAACAGUUCGUCAUGACAAAGGAAAUAUUAUUAUCAUCGUUUUUGAAUUAUAUUGUACAAUUUUAUACAUGAAUUAGACACUAAGUUUCUUUGCCUUGAUUCAUAAUACAUAGGGAGAUGAUAUAAUCACGUACAAUAUCUGACUAUAAAGUCAAAUGUGUUCUUGAUAAAUCAUUUUAAUUGAUUCAUAUUUUCCCAGUAUGGUCUGUAAGUAUCAAAUUGUAAAUAUCAGUUGUAAAUAAAGUACAUGAAAAUACAU
Molecule: messenger RNA, 3156 nt
Organism: Phaedon cochleariae (mustard beetle)
Lineage: Eukaryota; Metazoa; Arthropoda; Insecta; Coleoptera; Chrysomelidae
Source: the annotation of a GenBank genome assembly